GCCCAUGCUGAAAAAGAAGAAGACUCUUAGACUCUACACUCUGGAGUGAUGAGACCAAGAUAUAUGUUUUUGAAACUGAUGGCUUCAAAACUGCAUGGCAUCGCAAACGUGAGGAGUACAAAGAAAAAUGCAUGGUGCCAACCAGUGACACAUGGUGGUGGCAGUGUCCUUCUGUGGGUCUGCAUGAGUGCUGCUGGUCUCAGGGAGCUGCAUUUCAUUGAUGGUAUCAUGAAUUUGCAGAUGUACUGCUCUAUAUUGAAAGAGAAGUAUUUCUACAUCACAGUGAUCCAUAACACGCAUCUGAGGCCACUGUUGAAUUUCUGA
Molecule: messenger RNA, 324 nt
Organism: Staurois parvus
Lineage: Eukaryota; Metazoa; Chordata; Amphibia; Anura; Ranidae
Source: the annotation of a GenBank genome assembly